GUGGUUACGUCGAUUGAUUGUUAGUUGAGUUUUUGUUUGUAAACCAAAACAAAAAAAAAAAAUCGAAAGAAAAAAAAAAACAAAGCAACAACAUACAUAAAAAUCAAAUAAUUUUUAUAUUCAAUCAUCAAUUCAAAGCAAAAACCUGAAUUGAAAAUUCAAAUACGAAAAAAAUAAAUUAAAUAAAAAAACUAAAUUUAUCCCAACUAAAAUAAACAAACAAUUCAAUGAACGGCGGCGUAAAAUAAUAAACACAACAACAGCAACAAAAAAAGCAGCAAGAUAAAAAGCAAAUAAAAAUAAACAAAAACAACAGCAGUAGCAGUAGCAAACAAAAAACAUCAGUGUAUGUGUAAAACAGCCGCAGUCAGAAAAUAUCUCAUCAGAAAUUCUAUCGUUUUUUCGUUUAUCAUUUAAAUAUAAAAAAAUUAAAACAAAAAAUCUGACAAGAAAUUUGGAUAGGAAUUGAUAAAAGAAGUAGAUACAAAUAGCAACAAAACCAUUGGAGCAAAAAGUUAAAGCAUCAACUAUUUGGAUUACUCUCUGCCCUUCAAGGCGAUCGUGGAGCAACAACCAAUACUAAGGAUUACAUUUUUCAUCUCGAUCAAUUAAAUUUCUGAAAAAUGGCUCAACCACAAAUGAUGCAAAUUAAAUUAUCCCGCUUCGAUGCUCAACCCUGGGGCUUCCGUUUACAAGGUGGUACCGACUUCGCACAACCUCUUCUUGUACAAAAGGUCAAUGGCGGUAGUCUUGCCGAACAGGCCGGUCUUUUGCCCGGUGAUGCUGUGAUCAAAAUCAACGAUGUCGAUGUUUUCAAUCUACGCCACAAGGAAGCCCAAGAUAUUGUUGUGCGUUCUGGUAACAAUUUCGUGAUGACAGUUCAAAGAGGUGGUUCAACCUGGCGUCCACAUGUUCAGCCGACCGGAAAUGUACCCCAACCCAACCAAAGCCAUUUGCAAACAGUGACAAAAACUUCGUUGGCCCACAAACAACAAGAUUCCCAACACAUUGGAUGUGGCUACAACAAUGCGGCUAAACCUUUUGGCAACACCGUCGAUGGCAACGUUAAGAGCAUUGUCAAUAAACAAUACAAUACCCCAGUUGGCAUUUAUAGCGAUGAAUCUAUUGCAGAAACACUCUCCGCUCAGGCUGAAGUUUUGGCUGGUGGUGUCCUUGGUGUUAACUUCAAGAAAAACGAAAAGGAAUACCAGGCCGAUAAGUCUGAAGUUUUGAAAUUCUUGCGCGAAGAAGAAUCUGGCACCUCAACUCCAGAACCACCAAGUGCAACUAGCUAUUAUGCCACCAAAAGUCAUGCCAUUGGUGGCAAUGAAAGACGCACACCGUUGCCCCACGAUCAGGAUGAACGUAUUGGUACACCAUUGCAUCAGAAUACCCUGGCACCGGCCGCUUCGCAUCGUCCCAGCUUGCCUACACCGGCCCCGGCACAAAAACAACAGCAGCAGCAGCAACAGCAGCAUCAAAAAGUUGAACCACCAGCAGCUGCACAAACUGUACCCGACCAACCUGAUCCCAGACUCAUUGUUAUGCCCGUGUGUCCAGCCUUGCAAACGCCGGAAUAUAAAGAGGAAAUGGAAAAGGCAGCAGCCGCUGCUGCUGCUGGCGACAGCGAUCAACCAAAGCCAUAUACAGCCAGCGGACAUCCGGCAUGUUCGAUGUGCGGUGUUGGCAUAGUUGGUGUGUUCGUUCGCAUCAAGGACAAGAACUUGCACGUUGAGUGCUUCAAGUGCGCCACUUGUGGCACCAGCUUGAAAAACCAAGGUUACUACAAUUUCAACAACAAGUUGUACUGUGACAUCCAUGCCAAAUUGGCCGCCAUGCAAAAUCCACCACCCGGCACUGAUGGCUAUGUUCCCGUACCAAUCAAACCCAACACCAAAUUGAGUGCUUCAACCAUUACUUCAGCUUUGAGUGCUCAUGGUUUUAAUGGCGUUAGCAACGGCAACUCAACCCCAACUCCAGCACCGGUUGCACCACAACAACAACAGCAACUACCAACAACAACCACAGCAACACCACCUAGUAGCAAUUUACCAAUUGUAGAUAAGAGUCUAAUUAAUAGCGACAACACCAAGAACGCCUCGAACUCGAACAUCAUCUGCAACAACAACACCAACAACAAUCCCGAAAACUUCAACACCUCCGCGGUUACUAACGACAUGUCCUCGACCAUGGCCUCCUCAAGGCCUAGCAUAAGUGAACAAUCGGCCAGCAACGGUGUUGGUGGCUCCGCCGGUGACAAACCCUUUGAAUAUGUAACCCUCACGGGCAAUGUCAUACGUAGUGUUGUGCCACCCGGUAAGGGCACUAAUGUUAAUUACAAGGUCAAUCAAGGCUAUGCUCGUCCCUAUGGUGCUCCACCAGCUGCUGCUCCCAAGUCCCCAGUUACUUUCCCACCACAACCCCAACAGUGGAAUGCUCCACCACCAACUCAACCUAAACCAACUGUGCCAGCUGGCAAUCCUUAUGCCACUUUGCCACGCUCCAAUGUUGGCCAAGGACAAGAAGAAGCCGCAGAGGAAGUCUUGCAACCGCAAUAUGCUGAGACGUCAUAUUUCGAAGAAGAUUUCGAAGUGGAGAGGGCAAAUCGCCAGGUGCGUUCGAAUUUCUGUUGGCCGCCGCAGCAGGAUGAUCAUCGUACUCCCACCGCUGCACCACUUUAUAUAGCCCCACCCGAAACUCAACAUGUUGAGGUGAAACCCAUAGAGAAUCCGCCUCCACCUGAGACUGGGGAGAGGCGAGUAUCGCAGCAGCAGCAACAACAACAGGCUCAAGCUCAAGCUCAAGCACAAGCUAAGCAACAGCAGCAGCAACAGCAACAAAGCCAAUCGCAAUGGCAAAGUCGUUCUGCACCUCAACUCACGGCUGGUGUACAAUCAACGGAAUGUGAAUCGGGUUCGGAUUCCUAUACUUCAACCAGCACUACAGCCACGACCACCACCUCCGAUGACUAUCAGCGCAUGUAUGCUGCUCAGGCCCAAGCCUAUCAAAUGCAACAGCUCUAUGAACAAUCCGGUUCCGAAUUCGACUACCACAUGGACAUGGAAGUUGCAUCAAUGCAGCAGAGUCAUGAUCAUUUGCAACUGAGCUCGUCCGAAUACAUAUCCGGACGCAGAAGUGCCCAAGAAUGUGUUGAAACAUUGGUACCCUCGCUCAGCACAUAUAAACUGGUCGACAUGGUCAGAGAAGUAACACCCAGUCCGGUGCCACAACCAACAAGUUCUCAGGGUCCCAGACGUGUUGUAUUCCAGGAUGAACCCGAAGUAAAGGUUGUGGACACACCCACUCAACAAGGUAAUGAUGAUGAUGAUGAAACCCAACACCAAACUCAAACCCAAACACAAGAACCUGAUGAUCUUCCCGAAAUUUCCAAAGACGACAAUGGUCACGAGGCUGAGGCCGACCAGGAAGAGGAAGACAAAGGUUUAGUUGUAGAAGACCGCUCUCACAUUUUAGAAAGUCAGCGUAUUUUCCAACCCACUCCAGAAAUCAAAUUCGAAAUUGCCCCCGUCAAGCCUAUACCUCCAACAAAAAUUCCCAAUCCUACUCCCAAAGAAUGGAUCAAUCCAAUGGUGGCUGUACUAACCACAGCUCCCGAAACUCCCUUCCACAUGGUUGACUGUUUGUGCCCCAAGCCCUGUGACGAUUGUACUUGUCAGGUUGAGCCCGAACCCGAACCUGAACCUGAAGAAGAAAUCUCUAAGGUAUUGGCUGAAGAGACAACAUCUGAACCCAAACCCGAACCUUAUGAAAGACCUCUCUCUCCAGAGCCUGAACCCGAACCUGUAUCUAUUAAUUCCAUAUGGGAUACUCCCACCUUGACCAAGGCCAUGACCAUUGCGCCACCUUUCGAAUUGAAAUUUGCUCCCCCCGCCUCUGAGGGUGUACCUCUGCCAGAAGAGACCGUACCUUAUAUGCCCCCACCUAUCGAAAUUAAACCCUAUGUUCGCGAAGAUUAUCGUCCGAAAUCACCAUUUUUAAGUGCUCUUACCGUAGCUCCAGAUCGGCCAUUCGAAGGUCACUUCGAUCGUGAUGUGCCCAUACACAUCUUGGAUUUGCCGACGCCAACGGGCGUUCUCACAAUGUCAGAUGCUUUGCGCACGGCACCGGAUCGCCCCUACACUCCUCUGGAUCCCGAGAAUGCCACUCACCGUUUCGAGGAGGAACAAAAGGAAAAGGAGAAAAAGAAGUUUGAGUUUCAGGUUCUGGACAGAGAAGAAGAACUGGGUAUUCGCAAGCAGUCAAUAGACAAGCCUGAAUAUUUCACAACCGACAAACGCAAAUCUUCGACGUCAGCAUUUGCGGCCAUGCAAGCAUUCCAACCAUCCAAACAACCUCUGUCCUCUACCUCAACUCCGGCCACACCUCGCACAUCGAUUUCCUAUACCAAGGCUGAGAGUGAUGUUGACUAUCAAAAGUUUUGUGAUGCCCAAGAUCGUUAUCAGAAAAGACGUAGCUAUUUCUCACAAAAAGAGCAAGAGCUCUUACAGCAACAACAACAGCAACAAACAAACACAGUAACUACCUCACAACAACAGCAACAACAACAACAGACUAAUACUACACGUGAAGAAUCCUCAUUAUAUUCCUCUACCAAAGCUAGCUCUUCUUCCUCUAACACCUCUUCCGCAGUCCAACAACAACAACUUGUACAGAAACAACAGCAAUCCUCCUCAUAUGCCUCGAACCUAACACAAGCUACCACAUCCUCGUAUACGGCUUAUGAAAAUGUUGGGACCACCUCCACAAAACUAGAAGCCAGGGAAAUAAUCGAAGAGACCGCCGAAGAACUCGAACACUCCGAGGUCAUUUUCCCACCACCAUCUCCACUCAGCCACUUAAAACAGAAAACAUCGUCGGGCCUCCACCGUCCCGAAAACAUACCCAAAUACCAGCGCAAUUGGACAGUGCUGCCGUCACAGAGUCCGGUACGUACUCCCGAGCCGCAUGAGUUGCGGGAGAAUGUACCGCUGGCCUUUGUCGACACCCCCAAAACACCCACCUCCACCAAUGGCCAGUCGAACGAAAACACUGUACACAAGCCCGUGGCCCAAAUGUCGACACGCUCAAGUACCGCACAACAGCAAUCCUCCGCCCAUGCUAGUGCCUAUAGUUCAAACAUCACCAGUACCCACAGUGAACAAAGGCAACAGCAGCAACAACAACAACACCAAACCGCUUCUGCUUCUACCCAUACCUCCAAUGCUAGACAGCAAAAUAAACCUACCGCGGUUCCCAUUAUCAUUGAAGAUCGCUCCGGCCCAGUAACUAUGGCUUUCCAAUCGCUCGACGAGCACGUGGUAAGGGAUCAUUCUCAGCCACCAUCGCGGCCUUAUACUCCCUCCAGACCAGCCCCCAUUGUACCGGCUUAUCAAACUCCCGAAAAACUCUGCUUUGACGAAUGUCCAGCUACUCAUGCCCGUGCCUAUGAUGCUCGUUCAGCCUCUCCAUUUCCAGAUCGCGCCCGUUCGCCAGCACCUGGACCACCACCAAAUCCCUUGGCUGCCAUUCGGGCUCCACGCCUUAAGGAGAAUGAGGUGUCCAGCUUGAGUCCUCGUGUCUUGCAAGCCGGAUCCAUCACCACUGGUCAAAGCUAUUUGGGCGCCCAACAAGCUCAGAAGCAGGAGAGAAUGUUGUCGCACACGGAGACAUCGUCGCAAUCGGGUAUGCAGAGUUACUCGCACCAACCGGAGAAGAGGGAAGAAUACCAAGUCGGCAAUUUGAGUGUUCAAAGGAGGGAACAAUCGUCCCGUAUGGCCGAACAACAACAAAGCCAAAUGCAGUCUCAGACCACAACCCAGGUGGGUAAUACUCAGAUCGAACGUCGCCGCAAGGUGACCGAGGAGUAUGAACACACCUCAUCGGCCAAGACUGUGGAGAUACGUACUGGUUCCCAGACCGCGUCUACAGAGCGUAGGCAAUCAUACGGCAAGGGUUUUGUGGCCAAUCAAGCUCGCCGCCUAUCGGGCCUGGAACAGGAAAUUACCAACUUGACCCCACAAUCGCAGGCAAUUAGUGCUCGGGCCGCCACCCUCACCGAAACUAAAUUUCCCGAAUUGGAUAGCCCCGAACCGGCGAUGGUCGCCAAAUUCCCUACAAAACCAAUUUUACCUCCUCACGAUGAACCUCAAGCCCCGAGCUAUGUUGUUUCUGGAGCCGCUUGUCGGUCAUUGGCUAACACGUCGUCAAGCUAUCAACAAGAGCAAAAAUUGUCUUCUGUUUGUGGAUCAUCUAUGGUUUCCACACAACAGCAGCAGCAACAGCAUCAUCAAUUGCAACAGCAACAACAACAACAGAAAUCAUUAACUACAUACUCGUCAGUAUCAUCUUCACAACAACAACAACAAGUAAACACCGUUAGCUCUAGUCUAACCAAAGCUUCUGCCACCACUUUAACUAAUAAUCAAGCUUAUAAAUCGAUCACAGCUGGUACUAACCAAAAUGCUACAUCAACAACUGCAACAACAGCAGCAUCGGCAUCGGCACCACUCGGUGUCUGUCCCGUUACGGGUACAUUCUGUCGCCCCGGUCAUACGUGCUGCAAACAACAAACAAUGCAAUUAAAUAACAAUGUUAGUAAUGGCGCCGCCUAUCGGCCGAAUGCUUCUUUAGGUUCUGGCAACGCUUCUAAUAAUGCAGCCAGUAGCCAACAACAGCAACAGCAGCAGUCACAGCGACAGCAACCACAGCAGCAAAUGCAAUCUGCACCAAAACAAGCGCCAGCACCAGCUCCAGCACCAACUGCAGCCGCUUCAGCUUCCACAAAUUUAUCAACUCCAUCUUCUAAUGUCGGUGGUUCUAAUGAUUCUGCAGGUGGUCUUGCUCCCAAGGGCGGUGCCUAUGGUGCCACCUCGGCUCCCAAACGUGGACGUGGUAUUAUGAAUAAGCCUGUGGCCGCUGGUGUCCGUGUACCAUUGUGUCAUAGCUGCAGCACCCAAAUCAGAGGUCCCUUCAUCACUGCUUUGGGCAAGAUCUGGUGUCCCGAACACUUCCACUGUGUCAAUGCCAAUUGCCGUCGUCCAUUGCAGGACAUUGGCUUUGUCGAAGAGAAGGGUGAUCUGUACUGUGAAUACUGUUUCGAAAAGUACUUGGCUCCCUCUUGCAGCAAGUGCGGUGGUAAAAUCAAGGGCGAUUGCUUGAAUGCCAUUGGCAAACAUUUCCAUCCUGAGUGCUUCUCUUGUGGCCAUUGUGGCAAAUUGUUUGGCAAUACUCCAUUCUUCCUUGAGGAUGGCAUGCCCUACUGCGAAGCUGAUUGGAAUGAGCUCUUCACCACCAAGUGUUUCGCUUGCGGUUUCCCCGUCGAAGCCGGUGAUAGAUGGGUUGAGGCCUUGAACCAUAAUUACCAUAGUCAAUGUUUCAAUUGCACUUACUGCAAACAAAACUUGGAAGGUCAAAGCUUCUACAACAAGGGUGGUCGUCCCUUCUGCAAGAAUCAUGCCCGUUAAGGUCGCAUAGCCCUGGGCGGCAUCAUUUGCAAACACCAUCAAAUGCAGAGAGACAUUUUUUUCUUCAGCUAAUAGAAAAAAAAAGAAAUAAAACAAAAAAUGAAAAAUUAUAAUUUUCUUAAUACUAAACCACGCACCUUAUCAUCAGGGAUCACAUUUAUGCAUAAAACAUUGAAUAUAAUUAAACAAGAAAAACAAUAAUUACUUAAAACAAACACUAUUUUUUCUUCUCUUCUGUUUAGUUAAUCAUAAUGAAAACAAUAACCUUAAAUAUGUAACAAGAAAGUGAAGAACAUUAUUUAAAAAAAAAAAAACAAACAAA
Musca domestica (house fly) is the source of this 7785-nucleotide messenger RNA. It is a transcript of the gene Zasp52, whose product is annotated as PDZ and LIM domain protein Zasp. Lineage: Eukaryota; Metazoa; Arthropoda; Insecta; Diptera; Muscidae. The transcript has 15 exons. Gene Ontology annotation, cellular component: adherens junction; Z disc; stress fiber. The record is from RefSeq and is a predicted model, not a curated record. Gene Ontology annotation, molecular function: actin binding; muscle alpha-actinin binding. Gene Ontology annotation, biological process: actin cytoskeleton organization; muscle structure development. The coding region runs from base 624 to 7463 and encodes 2279 amino acids.